Frieseomelitta varia is the source of this 1796-nucleotide messenger RNA. It is a transcript of the gene Sce, whose product is annotated as E3 ubiquitin-protein ligase RING1. Lineage: Eukaryota; Metazoa; Arthropoda; Insecta; Hymenoptera; Apidae. The coding region runs from base 39 to 1181 and encodes 380 amino acids. The record is from RefSeq and is a predicted model, not a curated record. The transcript is spliced from 4 exons. Gene Ontology annotation, molecular function: ubiquitin protein ligase activity; chromatin binding. Gene Ontology annotation, cellular component: ubiquitin ligase complex; PcG protein complex.
ACAUAGGUUAUUCAGCUGACAGCUUGUGUGUAGUCAAGAUGGCUUCCGCGGAGCAAGUCGGCCUGAACAAAACGUGGGAAUUAUCGCUUUACGAGCUGCACCGUACGCCACAGGAUGCAAUCACUGACAACACGGAGAUCGCUGUCAGUCCCCGAAGCUUGCACAGCGAGCUCAUGUGUCCAAUUUGCCUGGAUAUGCUUAAAAAGACUAUGACCACCAAAGAGUGCCUGCAUCGUUUCUGUUCCGAUUGUAUUAUUACGGCGCUCAGAAGUGGUAAUAAGGAAUGUCCGACGUGCAGGAAAAAACUGGUGUCUAAGAGGUCGCUCAGACCGGAUCCUAAUUUUGACUUACUGAUUUCUAAGAUAUAUCCCAGUCGUGACGAAUACGAGGCGCAUCAGGAAAGAGUACUAGAGAAACUGAGCAAGUCGCAUUCACAGGUGGCACUGGUCAAUUCUAUUACAGAGGGUAUCAAACUGCAAAGCCAAAAUCGGUCGCAAAGGUCUAGGAAAAAUGCCAAUGAGUCAGAGAAUGCUAGCAACGCCACGUCGUACAAUAACUCACAAAAUGCCAGUGCCCCAGCCACGCCGAACGCUACGAACGUAGCAAAUCAAAGUGACUCGUCUCAAAGUACCACGGGCCCAUUGAAUAAUAGUAGCGGAGGCACAACAUCUAGAAAUUCUACCACACCAUCGCCAAAUCCAGCGAAUCAAAUUCCUAAGCCACCAAAACGGCAGAAAAGUUUACAAAAUUCCGAAAACGACUCGUCCAGUGCAGAGGCUGAAACUGGUGGUGGUGAUUCCAUGGUAGACACCGAAGGAGAAGGUCCAAGCGAGCCUCUGAUGCUCAAUGAGAUCGAGCUCGUUUUCAAACCACAUCCUACAGAGAUGGCCGGUGAUAAUUCGCUCAUAAAAGCUUUGAAAGAAAAUAGCAUUCGGUACAUUAAAACAACGGCGAAUGCGACAGUGGAUCAUCUAAGCAAGUACCUGGCCAUGCGUCUAACGUUGGAUUUAGACACAGAAUUGUCAGAAUCAGACAGGCUAUUGAACUUUUGUAUCUACAUAGCACCGUCUCCCGGUCAGUUGGUAGUUUUAAGCGGCUCUCAGACGUUAAGGCAGGUGAACGAUAAAUUCUGGCGGGUCAAUCGACCCUUGGAGAUGUAUUACUCGUGGAAAAAGACCUAGGGAAGGCCUCGAAAGUACCAAUCCGAUGGGAGCUAGUUGCGUUGAGGUCUGAAAAAUAGAAAACAAAAAAAAGAAAAAAAACAAAAAAAGAAAAAAAAAGCACAUUCUUACUACAUGGAGUACAAAGAAAUGCGUGUUGUUAUAGAUCAGAAAUUGACAAGUACAUUUUACUGUACUUCAAUAGCCUUGGAUUAUGUUCAAGGGAGAAGUACGAGGAAAGGUCCUCGUGUUUGUGCAAUUUUUCUCUUUAUGGGACUGGUUGCUGAUUGUUUCCUUCGAAGUGGACGAUAGAAAGAAGCAGAUAGAUUUUUAAUUGAAGCUUUGUACAGCGAUUUAUUCUAAAUGCAACAGAGUUCAGUAUCUCGGAUAUACAAACUGCCAUUCACCACCAGAUUGCAUUGGAAUUAUGAAUGGGUCGAUAGAUUUUUCGUGAACCGUGUAUAAUGUUUAUCAGACUAUAUCCUUUUUUCACAGAUGUAAGUUAAUCCGGUGCGCCCAGUUAUUCAAGUUGAUGGCCUCAAUGGUUAAGUAAUUUAAAAUAAAUAAACUUACUCCGAUUUGCUGUGGACCAUACUGUACAGUUUCACGAAGAAAUAAACCAAUGUAUAUAUAUUA